AUGCCCUUAUCUAAAAAAUCGACUCUGCGAAAGCACACAGUGCAUCUGAAGAGCCUGGUUAGGAAAAGAGAUAAUAUCCUCGGGUCAGCUAAACUGAUUCAGUGCUUUAACGAUUCGUAUGAAGAUAGCAAAGUUGAUCAAGUCGCAAUUAGAAUCGAACGUUUAGAUGGCCUGUGGGAUAAAUUUGAAGAUAUAGAGGACGAAAUAGAAGCGUUAGAGGAUCAGGAAGAUGGAUUUUCGGAAACACGUCAAGAGUUCCAAAAUCUUUACUUUGAGCUUAAGGCAUCCCUCGUAAGUAAACUGCCGCGCCCUGCAGUUGCUAACCCGUCUACUUCUGAAUCGCGGCCCGUAUCUCAAAUUGUACCCCCUGCUAAUCACGCCGUGCAUGUUAAACUUCCCGAAAUAAAAAUACCUGAAUUUGGAGGAAAGUCGGAUGAAUGGAUUGAGUUUCGCGAUCUGUAUAAGUCAUUAGUCCAUUCCAAUGCUCAAAUUCCGUCGGUUCAAAAGCUUCACUACUUACGUAGUGCUUUGAAAGGUGAAGCAUCUCGUUUAAUCUCGUCAUUCACAAUUACUUCGGAUAACUAUGCUAUCGCGUGGAAAACUAUUUGCGACCGAUACGAAAACAAAAAUUUUCUCGUCAAGCAACACAUGUCGGCGAUUUUAAAGAUUCCCCACGUUAAAAGAGAAUCAGCUUCAGCUCUAGCGGAAUUAGCUGAUGAAUUCAACCGACAUGUAGGCAUUUUAGACAAGCUCGAAUUAUUUGAAGCCCAUUGGAAUUCAUUUCUGGUUGAGCGUCUCAGCAGUUUAUUGGAUGAAAAAUCUUUGAUGGAUUGGGAAGCUCAUUGCAACGACAAUACGGUUCCGCAAUACGAUGAACUGAUGAGUUUUAUUAUCAAACGAUCACGCACACUUCAAAUGUGCAAAUCAAACUACACUCAACCUGCAGUGAAUCAAUUAAAAGCAAUCAAAUACAAGUCAUCCGCACACGUUGUGUCUGGGAGCGUAGUUAAAUGCCCAAAUUGUAAACAGGCGCACCCAAUCUUUCAGUGUGAAUUAUUUCUAAAAUUGUCACCUAACAAUCGGUUGGAUUUCGUCAAGAAACAUCAACUAUGCAUCAACUGUUUACGGGGAGGACAUAUGGCUAGAGAUUGCCGUGGCAGUCUGUGUAAAACGUGCGCAAAGAGACAUCACAGUUUACUACAUUUACCACCAAUCACAUCGGUUCCGAGUCUUGUAGAAGAAAGACAAUCAAUUCUACCAACUUAUACCGCUGUGUGCUCAGAAAGCAUGCCUCUGCCUGAGGCCUCGUUCUCGGUAUCGGUAGCACCAUCGGUGGUGUCUUCGCGUAGCUCACAACAGGCAACCCGUUCGCCGCCGGUGUCGUCCGUCGAAAGUAGCCCCUCUCCCACGUCGUCGGUGUACUUAAAUCGUCAAUUCGCAGAAAUUGAACCACUUCCCUCCUGCUCUAACGAUAAUGCAACUGUGUUCGCUCCAACAAACAAACAACAAAAGAUUGUGUUUCUAUCAACAGCACUGGUGCGCAUAGUGGACGUUAAUGGUAUUGGUCACUAUGCCAGAGCUUUGCUCGAUAGCGCAUCACAAUCCCACUUUAUAUCAGAGUCAUUGUGUCAGAAACUUGGUUUGAAACGCACUCGUAUCAAUAUACCAGUGAGCGGCAUAGGUCAAGCAAUAGUCAGUGUAAAAUAUCGUGUAGAAAUCUCGUUGCAAUCACGGUUUGGUAAAUUCCUACACAAUCUAGACUGUCUAGUUCUUCCCAAGCUAACAGUUAGCCUUCCAAGUGCUCAUGUUGACAUCUCACACUGGCAAAUUCCACGUAAGUUGCCCUUAGCAGAUCCAAAGUUCAAUGUGAGCCACGGAGUCGAUUUGAUAAUUGGGGCUGAACUAUUUUUCUCACUGAUCGAAUCGCAUCAAUUAGUUUUAGCUGACAAUUAUCCUAUUUUACAGAAAACAAUGCUGGGUUACGUAGUAUGUGGAAAUUACUCAGCAAACGAAUCUGCAACGGUGGCAUGUCAUGUUGUCACUGAUCAGAAUUUGAACAUUCAACUAGAGAAAAUGUGGGAGGUUGAAAAUCUCGAUAUUGGAAAGGCUCUUACGCAAGAGGAACAGGAGGUCGAAAAUCACUUUCAGCAAACCGUGUCUCGUGAUACUGACGGUCGUUACGUGCUUCGUCUCCCACUCCGGGAGUCUUUGAUUCCAUUGUUGGCGAGCUCUUAUGAGCAGGCAAAGCGGCGUUUUCUGCUCAUGGAAAAGCGGUUUUCCCGAGAUAACACUCUUCGCGAUGAAUACGUGAAGUUUAUGGAUGAUUACGAGAGCAUGGGGCAUAUGGAAGUUGGUUCAAGCGUCGCGGGUCCGCAGUAUUUCCUCCCACAUCAUGCUGUUCAUCGGUUGGAAAGCAGUACGACAAAAACUCGUGUCGUUUUUGAUGCUAGCAGUAAGGGAUCAGGUACACUCACUCUCAAUGAUGUGCUGCGCAUUGGUCCCACAGUGCAACCAACACUAUUAGCUACCGUUGUUAACUUCAGAAUGCCGCAGUACGUUUUCACUGCUGACGCGGAAAAAAUGUUCCGCCAAAUUUGGAUUCAUCCCGAGGAUCGAUCGUAUCAGCAGAUUGUCUGGCGACGAGAUUCAUCCAUGCCAUUGCAGAUUUAUCAGCUGAAAACGGUGACUUACGGACUUGCAAGCUCUCCGUAUCAAGCUGCCCGGGUGCUCAACAAACUGGCCGAAGACGAAGGCCACAAAUUCCCUCUAGCAUCGAAAGUUGUAACCAAUCGUUUUUAUGUAGACGAUUGUUUGGCUGGAAGCGACAACCUCGAAGAAGCCACUGAAAUUUGUCGUCAAUUACGAGAGCUUCUCGGGGUUGGAGGAUUUACAUUACGCAAAUGGAGCACAAAUUGCCAAACUGUGUUGCAACACAUACCAAGUGAGCUGUGGGAGAGCGACUCUCUAAUGGAGAUAGGACGGUCGACGGUGACUGCUUUAGGGCUUCUAUGGAACCCACGAAAUGACAGCUUUAGCUUCAAGAUUCCCACGUUACCCGGAUUAUCGACGGUUACCAAACGCAUCGUGGUUUCCGAAACUUCUCAACUGUUUGACCCAUUAGGACUUCUUGGGGCAGUCGUGGUCAACGCUAGAAUGUUUGUUCAACGUCUUUGGGCCAAACAUGUUUCAUGGGACGAGGAGGUUUCUAGUGAGGAAAGUGCCUGGUGGAAGGACUUUCGCAGUGAACUUACGUUGCUCCAGCAGUUAACAAUCCCUCGGCGGGUUCUGUCCAAUUCACAUCGGAAUUACCAUCUUCACUGUUUCUGUGACGCGUCCGAGAAGGGUUACGGCUCUUGUGUUUAUGUGGUUGGUCCAAACCACGAAGGCAAAAUCGACAGUCAUCUUUUAAUUACAAAGGCACGAGUGGCUCCUUUACGAGGAUUGUCGAUUCCACGGCUUGAACUAUGUGCAGCAGUAUUGGGCAGCCAGUUGGUGGAUAAAUUACGAAAUGCAACGGACUUCUCGGCAACCGUCACUUUCUGGACGGAUUCGACUGUGGUGCUAUAUUGGCUUCGAGCACCACCCACAAAUUGGAAAGUAUUUGUGUCUAAUCGCAUUGCUGAGGUACAGAGGCUUACAAAAAACUGCCAAUGGAGACACAUCCCCACGGAUCUCAAUCCCGCAGACCGAAUUUCCCGUGGGAUUCGACCAAGCCAAAUAAUGGACGAUGCUCUGUGGUGGCAUGGACCACCGUUUCUUAAGGAUCCUGUUACCUGUUGGCCGAAAAUGUUGCCCAAUGCGAUACCCAAUUCCGAUGUAGACCAGGAGAGACGAAACACGGUUGCAUUGGCGAGCAUGGAGAAUGACGAUUCCAUUGUUUCGAGAUUUUCCGAUCUAGGAAGGUUGCUGAAGACUGUUGCCUGGUGCCUCAGGUUUUCCAACAACGUUAGGAGCAAGAAGAAAGACCGUUUCACUGGUACGCUGACACUGCCGGAGCUCGACAUGGCACACAAAACGAUUAUUCGAAUGGUACAGGUAACUACCUUUUCAAGUGAAAUUAAACAAUUAGCCAUUAUGAAACUAAAACCAGAGCAUAAAAUUAUAUUCGACACACAUUCUGUUCUUAAAAAUAUUAACGUAUUCCUUGACGAUAACGGUUUACUUCGGCUAUACAGUCGUUUAAAAAAUUUAGAAGCGCCCUAUGAUACGAAAUAUCCAUUGCUGCUUCCCCCUAAUCAUCACCUCAGCUGGCUGAUAGCUCGGUCAUUGCAUUUACGAACGGCUCACUCUGGACCUACUCUAUUACUCUCAACAAUGCGACAACGUUAUUGGCCGAUUCGAGGAAGACAGCUAGUACGUCGAGUUGUAGGGUCUUGUGUGACUUGCUUCCGCUGUUCACCGUCAAGUACCAACCAACAAAUGGCUCCGCUACCGUCCGCACGUGUUAAUCCUGCUCGAGUUUUUUCCUAUUCUGGGUUGGACUACUGCGGACCAUUUAACGUUCGUCUUUUGUAUGGUAGGGGGGCUAGCGUGAAAAUGUACGUUGCGAUAUUCGUGUGCCUGUCGGUGAAAGCCAUUCACAUCGAGAUCGUACCCGACCUAACAUCAGCUGCGUGCAUCAAUGCUAUUAAACGGUUUGUAGCUCGACGCGGGCGGUUAAUCGAGCUUCGUUGCGAUAACGCGACAGCUUUCGUCGGGGCUGAUCGUGAAAUGCGCGAGUUACGUCGUCGGUAUCAACAACAGUUCCAGACCAAUGAAUGGGAGCAGUACUGCCUAAGCGAAGGAAUCAACUUCAAAUUUAUUCCAGCGCGCUCACCACAUUUCGGGGGAUUGUGGGAGGCCGGGGUAAAAUCGUUUAAACGCCAUUUUCGACGAAUCUUCGGUUCGUCGUCGUACACAAUCGACGAACUCGCAACAGCAGCUGCACAUAUUGAAGGCAUUCUCAACUCUCGGCCUCUCACCCCCCUCACCGAGCAUCCCGAGGACCUUUCCGUAUUAACACCUGGACACCUUCUCAUUGGAGAACCGAUGUUUUCCGUUCCCGAGCCCGAUGUUUCUGAUAAACCUAUUUCCAACCUGUCUCGUUUUCAGGAAUCUCGUCGUAGUGUCCAAAAUUUCUGGAAGUGUUGGUCCCGAGACUACAUAUCCUUGUUACACCAGCGUUCGAAGUGGAAAACAGCAACGAAUAAUAUCGAACCUGGAACUAUGGUGCUUCUCAAACAGGACAACUACCCCCCAUUUACAUGGCCUCUUGGAAGGGUGGUACAAACAUACGCUGGGUCGGACGGACUAGUGCGUGUUGUGUUGGUACGAACCGGUCGAGGCCUGUUCAAGCGAGCUGUCACGGAGAUCAGCGUUUUACCAAUUGAAUCGGAAACAACCAACCAGAUGACCACUGUCGUAGACUGUCAGGCAAACUACCAAGGAUAG
Messenger RNA from Wyeomyia smithii (pitcher-plant mosquito), 5430 nucleotides. RefSeq lists its product as uncharacterized. Gene Ontology annotation, biological process: DNA integration. NCBI's taxonomy places the organism in Eukaryota, Metazoa, Arthropoda, Insecta, Diptera, Culicidae. The record is from RefSeq and is a predicted model, not a curated record. Gene Ontology annotation, molecular function: zinc ion binding; nucleic acid binding. The coding region runs from base 1 to 5430 and encodes 1809 amino acids. The transcript has a single exon.